AUGGAGAAUCUCAAAGGAGAAAAUAUUGGCUUCAUCCAUGCUGACAACGCUUCCAGCCCUUCCUAUCCUAUCGAUCAAGUGGCAAAGCGUCAGAAAGUUCGCCAGGCAUGUGACUUUUGCCGUGAACAUCGGGUCCGCUGUCAAGCCACGACACCAUGCCCCCAGUGCAUUGAGAAUCGUGUUUCCUGUAUUCGUCCCAGGCGAUCAGGUGCUCGUCCUAAUUGUCAACAUGAGGCUUUGUUUACUCGAGAAAAGAGUGACAAUGUCGAACCAUCCUCGUCUGUUCGAGCACAGUCGCCAUCGGGGCUAUCGGCCCAAGGCGAAGAAGCCAACACCACCCAGAGUGUGGAAAGUGACUCCACUCCACAGCCAUCAGGAACAGAUGAUACAGAACCUGUAACCAACCGGAUGGAUUCGAUGCUGGGCUUCAUCUCUCGCAUCAACGACUUCUGCUCGAGGAUGCCUCAGCUCACCUCCGUUCCAGCCCAUUCACCUGCCCAUGAGCAACCGCCUGCUUAUACAUGUCCUUAUCCCCAUUAUGUUCUGGAAGUAAUGGGUGCUGCAGAGUGCUCUUUAUCAAAUGCACAGAUAGAGCGUCUGCUGCGGAUUUUCUGGACGCGUUUACGACUGCAGGUGCCGAUUGUCCAGCGCAGGGACUUGGACCUGCCUGCUGCUCAACGAGGCCAGGGAUCCCCAGCCUCUCCCCUGCGUGAUGCUAUUACGGCGUAUUCCAUGCAGUCUGCCUUCUACUUGGGGCUGAACACACGGCUUCUUGGUCUGCAGUGGGAUGAGUUCAUGAGAGGCAGUCAGAGUACAAUGGUUGGCAUGUCGUAUUUUCGGCGUUGUUUGGCAGCUACGACUCAGUACACGACAUUUUCGGGGCCCUCAAUACUUGCUCUUCAAUGCUAUUGCUUUAUGACACUAUACUUGCUCGAUGCUGGACAGCACCAAGCUGCGUAUAACAUGGUUGGGCUGGCCGUUCGGAUCGCACAGUCACUCAACCUUCACCAGGACCCGACAGCGAGUACGCCUCGUGAUGAUGCAGAGAUCUUUCGGCGUAUAUGGUGGACAUUAGUUCAUCUUGAUUUUCGCUGUUCGAGGCAUCUGGGAAAGCCUAUUAGUGUUCAGCUUCGUGAUUCUACCUGUGUGCCGCCUCAUGUGCAGGUGCUGGAGCCAGAGUAUACCUCCUACCAUGCCCAGUCAAUGCGUUUGACAGCCGCUGCACUCUCUGUUAUCGACUCGAUUGUUUGUUAUCCCGCCCCCGAGACAACUGAUUGUAUGGCCCAUGUUGAGGCUCGAGCAAAAAUACUUUCUGGCGAGUUAGGGCUUUUAUGCAAGUGGCGAGAGGAAGUCUUGCAAGACAAAUCGUUUCGCAGCUUGCAGCUUGAUAUAGAGAACAUGUCAGUUGAUGCGGAUGAUGAAUUUCUAAACCAGCCACCGCCUCAGAUACUAUUAGCCACACUGCUCGAACUCCAGCACCACGACAUCAUUAUUACUCUCCACAGAGUUUUUAUCCAGUUCCCAACUCAUACCACGGUGCCCAAAAAUACUCCUCGAGCAGAUGUCCAUGCAGCCACGGCGCUUAAGCAUGCUAUGGCAACCAUUAAUGUGGUGCAUUGUCGUAUGACACACCAUGAUGCACUUUAUGGGUCGUGUGAGCUGUAUCAAUACCAGUGGAAUGCUGUCUUGACGCUCAUCGGAUUCAUGCUGGCAUAUCCAUUUUGUCACCGAUUUCAAAAAGCACGGAAGCACACCGAUAUGGCCCUUGAAAUAUUUGAAUCUGCCGGUAGCCAGAACAUUGCAGCAGCCCGUGCAGCGUGUCUUACACGCCAUCUUUGUAGCAAAGUCGACACUCUUGUCAGAAUAUUAAAUAUCACUGAAAGACCGGACCCGGCUGAUUUGUCCAAACAAGACUUGAAUACUAUGCCUGGCAACAACGCGAAUACUGCAAACCAAACGCCAGAUAUCUCAAAUAAUCCGGCAGUCCAGCCUACUGGUAUAGAAGAGCACACUCCCAUCUCCCAACAGCUGCAAGAUGCAAAUGAAGACGUAUUAUGGCCUCGGGUCGACCUUUUAGGCCCAGAAUCUUGGGCUGCAUAUUGUAACGAGGUGAAUGAGGCUUUUACUGGAUUGCCGGAUAUAAACAUGUUUCAUGACUCGCUGUUCUUCAACAAUUAA
This is a messenger RNA of Aspergillus wentii DTO 134E9, 2178 nucleotides long. RefSeq names its product Zn(II)2Cys6 transcription factor. Lineage: Eukaryota; Fungi; Ascomycota; Eurotiomycetes; Eurotiales; Aspergillaceae. Gene Ontology annotation, biological process: DNA-templated transcription; positive regulation of transcription from RNA polymerase II promoter by galactose. Gene Ontology annotation, cellular component: nucleus. Gene Ontology annotation, molecular function: RNA polymerase II cis-regulatory region sequence-specific DNA binding; zinc ion binding; DNA-binding transcription factor activity, RNA polymerase II-specific. Bases 1 to 2178 code for a protein of 725 amino acids. The transcript is spliced from 2 exons. The record is from RefSeq and is a predicted model, not a curated record.